Oryzias melastigma (Indian medaka) is the source of this 2913-nucleotide messenger RNA. It is a transcript of the gene cntfr, whose product is annotated as ciliary neurotrophic factor receptor. Bases 453 to 1535 code for a protein of 360 amino acids. The record is from RefSeq and is a predicted model, not a curated record. Gene Ontology annotation, molecular function: cytokine receptor activity; cytokine binding. The transcript has 11 exons. Gene Ontology annotation, biological process: cytokine-mediated signaling pathway. NCBI's taxonomy places the organism in Eukaryota, Metazoa, Chordata, Actinopteri, Beloniformes, Adrianichthyidae. Gene Ontology annotation, cellular component: membrane; external side of plasma membrane; signaling receptor complex.
CACUACCCUGAGCGGUGGCUAGGGGGUGCACUGUGGACAUGGUGUGCAUUAGGAGGGAGAGUGAGAGAGGGGUAGAGAGACACAGACAGAGAGUGUGAGCGUCUCAGUAACGUAUUCCUGCCUGUGGCUGGGCUGGUCACAUGGGGAGAGCAGCCUGUUUAAAACAGCCUCGACUCCGCUCAUUCAGAGCAGUGCAAGACACAGAGACAGACACACACUUUCCCUUCUUUCUGUCUUUCUCUCCGUUCACACACACUCACACAUGCUCGUGCACGGCAACUUUCCUCUACCGGACUGACACAGCACACACGUUGGGGGUAGACACACUCCUGAUCUACAGCUGAGAAGAGGAUAAGGAGUGACAGAUCAGGAGAAAAAAAAAGAAAAACAGAGAAAAGAAAGACAUUCCCAGGUGAAGAGGACGGCUGUGCUGACAUUUCUCCCAUCUCAAGAUGGCAAACCUUGUGACAUCACUGUGCUGUGUAGUUCUGGCCGCAGUGGUGGUAGCCUACGCUCAGAAACGCAGUCAGCUCGCUGCCAGGGCGCAGUACGAGCAGAUGGGUAGAGAUGUCACCAUGCAGUGCGGCAAACUGGACAGUAACGCAUCGGUGUCGUGGAAGGUGAACGGGACAGACGUGAUGGCCCAGCACCGUUUGGAAGGUCCGAGACUGACUCUGAGCAAGGUGGACUUGCACCAUAAUGGACGCUACAGCUGCUUUGAGGAACCAGCCGGAGAAAUGCGCGACUAUAUCUCGCUGCACGUCGGCUUACCACCUACUGAACCCUCAGUCACCUGCCGCUCCAACACCUACCCUAAAGGCUUCUACUGCAGCUGGCAGGAGCUGCACACAACACAUAUCCCCAUUUUUUUUGAAGUAGACGUACAGCACAACCUGAAGACCCUGGAUGUGAACCGAGAUCCCGUCCACAAGAAUCGCUGUCGUGUUGAGUUUCCAGAGGUCUUCUCAACGUCUCCUUACAAAGUGAACGUGACGGCGUUCAACGCUUUGGGAAAAGCUUCCACCACGCUUUCCUUUGAAGAGUUCUCUAUAGUGAAACCAGAUCCACCGGAGCGAGUGACCGCCAAGCCAAUCCGCUUCAACCCCAGGAGGCUGGAGGUCUCCUGGCACAGCCCCUCUACCUGGCCUGACAUAGAAAGCUUCCCGCUGAAGUACUUCCUUCGAUACCGACCGGUGAUCCGAGAGCAGUGGCAGCAUGUGGAGCUUUCCGAAAGCACUUCUCACAUCAUCACAGAUGCGUAUGCUGGGAAGGAGUACGUCAUCCAGGUCGCUGCCAAGGACACAGAGAUCGGGACAUGGAGUGACUGGAGUGUUCCUUUCCACGCCACACCCUGGAUUGAGGAUCCUCUGCCAAUCACCUCCACGACUGAGGUCGACACUCCGACUGAGACCAGAACCUCUCCCAUCCCGUCCUCCAACGCACCACAGAAGGCUGAACCUCCAGUGGGCCGAGCUGCCAGGGUCUUUACGUUUUUCUCUCCUUUACUUUUAGGGAUGCUGCUGCUGUUCAUAUGAUGUAAAUGUUGGAUUUCUGAGGAGAAAAAAGAAGAGGAUAAAGAGGAGAAGGCUGAUGUUUCUUUUUUUAUUCUUUUUCUUUUUUUUGCAUUUUGCACGUUUCCAGAACAGUGCAUUGAUUUUUUUUUUUUUUUUUAAUUCAUAGCAGUUACUCACCACGAUUUCUUAGAAGUCAGACGGCCAUGAUUCAACCUUACCAUCGCUGAGAAAGAAAUCCUUCAGCAGAACCUUUUGCAAAUGGCAGCACCGCUGUCAUUAUUGUGGCUUACAAAAGCAGCAACACUAACUAUCAAGUGUUUCACAUUUUGGUUGUUCCAGCUCCUCCUCAGAGGAAGAAAACUGACUCUCAUCUAAAAAAAAACCCAACAUUUUCUAUUUUUUUUGUUCAGUAUUUUUUCUUUGACCUGAUCUGUAAAGACAAACACACUCACACAUAUAUCAAGUGUUUGCCCUCCAACCCCCUCAACUCAAUCAUCAAGCCAAAGACUCAUCUGCACCCACAACACAGAGGCUCCCGAGCAGCUUGUCGAGCGUCCCGGAGCCCGUGCCUGCCUUCGACGUGAGUUGAAGUUAGUAUGUGCAGUGCACCCCAUCAGACCCGAUCAGCGGCGAAGUCGGAAUGAGCAGCUCCCGUCGGUGUGGAGGCGCACGGUUCGACAGAGACAAUGAUGUUCGAUCAGACUCUUACCAAUCAAUCUCGCGGCGGAGCGGCUGCUCCUCCACUCCAGGAAGAAACCGGCACAUUCAGACCGUAAACUUGACAUUGUGCUUGCAGUGUUUGGCAAGAAGGACCUGAAUUGUAAAGAACAUUAAAAAAAGAAAAAAAAAAAGAAAAAAAAUGGAUCUCAGACUGAACACUUUUUCUCCCCACUCCUUUUUGUUUUUGAUUAUAUGUGGAUGGUAACAAGUUUGGUUAUUGCAACACUGAUAGGAGCUACAGUAUAUUCUUUUUUUGCUCUGUGGUGUCAAAUAACACAAAUCUGUUUCCUUGCCAAAAUCUUGAAACCUUUACAAAGAUUAGAUUUGUCUUUUUGCAGUUUUUCUUUCAUUCAGUAGCCAAUAUCAUCAGUUAAUUUUAUGUUAUAUACGGAAUAUCGAUGUGCUUAAAUUUCCUUUUUUUUUUCUUUUAAAAUAAAAAUAAUAAUUAAAAAAAAAGAUACAUAUAGGGCUUUACUUUUUCAGGCAUUUAUAACAGCUUAAUUCUCCUAUUUUGUAAACUAUGAUAUGUAACUUUAACAUUGAACAAAAGUUUAUUAUUUAAUUAUAAUAAUAUUGUAUGUAUUAGCCGUAGAAUGUCGUAACCUGUACCUGGGGUCUUUUUUAUAGAUGUAUAUACAAUGACAGGUUUCAACAAUUAAAUGUGACCAUUUCACAAUGA